CGUCUGUUUCUCGAAGCGGCAAUUCGGCCUCGACGACAUAAUAUUCUCCUCUACUAGGGCCCUACCGAUCGUCGUCCCGCCAUCGAGAAGGCCUUAGUCAGUCUUUCGAGGGCUUAAUGAGCUGCCCGCGAUCACGACAGACGGACCUGGAACUGCCGUAGCCUCUUAAACAACUCGCCCUUCCUUACAUCAUGUUUCAACCAUCAACCAGGCUGGUGCUUGGCCGUGGCCGACCCGCCGUGACCACAGCGCUCCGGUCCUCUAGGAGAUCAUACGCAAUAGGGAAGGCUGAUACGGUGCUUCGGGGCUUUAAGAGAGAGGUGGACGCCAUGAGCAAGGCACAACUUGAGGACAUGAGCAAGAUGCAGAAACAUGCGUUGCAGGCAGCGGCAAGGCAGUAUGCCAGCAAGAUUUUCCCAGGCACCUUCAUCCCCAUGCCGCUAUCCAAAGUACCGAAAAAACCGACGAUUUUCUUCAAGUACCAGUACACCCGCCUGAAGGCCAAGUUCUGGGACGCCGUCUCCGUCGUCACCCUCCGCUGGCGCUCCCGCCCCAGCAUAUUCGCCUUCUACUCCAAGCCCCGCGCCGGCAUGUACCGCUCCCAGGCCCUCGCGGCCGGGAAAGCCCUGCACGCGCGUCUCGGCCAAGCCCUGGCCGAAGGCGACCGCGACACCCUCCGCGAGAUCUGCAUCCCCGAACUGUACCAGGCCCUCUCCGCCGCCAUCGACAAGCGCAAGCCCUGGGAGCGCACGACCUGGAGCAUCCUGCAGAACCACGGCGCCCGCCUCGUCGCGCACCGCGUCGCCAUCCUGCCGCCGCCCUUGCCGAAGGAUCUCAUGGUCCAGCAGGCCGUCGUCGCCAUCGAUACGACGCAGUCCUUGGACCGUGUCGACUCCCGCAACGGCGAGAGCAUACCCGGUGCGGCACGCGUGCAGCGGCGAACGGAGUAUCUGGCGCUCUCGAAGGAGUGGAACAGUGACACGUACACUUCGGGCCCGUGGCAGGUUAUCGGCAACGUGAAGGAGACCACGUUGGACGCUUGGCAGAAGGAGGAGGAGAAUCUCAAGGUCAUGCAGGCGAUUCAGACGGAGAAGGCGUUGAAGAACAACAUCAAAGGGGGGAAGACGUCAUAACGCUGGCCACUGGCCUGGGAAAAUAUGAAUGCCCCUAAAGCGUUCAAAUAUCAGGCAGGGUGCAGAGUGGGAGCCAAGGGAUGAGGGAUUCGGGCGAGAAUGAAAGAACGGCUCCAAGGGGAGGCGAGCGGGUGCAUAUGUAAUGAAUGUACUGUAUAUUAUACGUGUAAGAAUGC
Messenger RNA from Sodiomyces alkalinus F11, 1309 nucleotides. RefSeq lists its product as hypothetical. The transcript is spliced from 2 exons. Gene Ontology annotation, cellular component: mitochondrion. The record is from RefSeq and is a predicted model, not a curated record. NCBI's taxonomy places the organism in Eukaryota, Fungi, Ascomycota, Sordariomycetes, Glomerellales, Plectosphaerellaceae. Bases 330 to 1133 code for a protein of 267 amino acids.